GCGCCCGCCCCGCGCCAGGCUCGCGGCUCCCGGGCGGUGUCCUCGUCUAUGUGGGCGCGCUCCUCGGGCCGAGCCGCCGCCGCCCGCCGCCCCGGGGCUGUGCGUCCGCGCGCCGGGCGCGGGCAGCUGGGUGCUCGGCGCCGCCAGGCCAGGCGCGGGCGGCUGGGUGCGCGGAGCUAGGGGCGCGGGGCCCGAGGCGGGCUCGUCCGCCGCCGAAGCCAUGAGCGGCAGCAGCGGCGGUGCCACCGCCCCGGCCGCGUCCUCCGGCCCCGCGGCGGCGGCCAGCGCGGCGGGCUCCGGCUGCGGGGGCGGCGCCGGCGAGGGCGCCGAGGAGGCCGCCAAGGACCUGGCCGACAUCGCGGCCUUCUUCCGAUCCGGGUUUCGGAAAAAUGAUGAAAUGAAAGCUAUGGAUGUUUUGCCAAUUCUGAAGGAAAAAGUCGCCUAUCUUUCAGGUGGUAGAGAUAAGCGUGGAGGUCCCAUUUUAACAUUUCCAGCCCGCAGCAAUCAUGACAGAAUACGGCAGGAGGAUCUCAGGAGGCUCAUUUCCUAUUUAGCCUGCAUUCCCAGUGAGGAGGUCUGCAAGCGAGGGUUCACGGUGAUUGUGGACAUGCGCGGCUCCAAGUGGGACUCCAUCAAGCCACUGCUGAAGAUACUGCAGGAGUCCUUCCCGUGCUGCAUCCACAUAGCCCUGAUAAUCAAGCCCGACAACUUCUGGCAGAAACAGAGGACAAAUUUUGGCAGCUCCAAAUUUGAAUUUGAGACAAAUAUGGUCUCCUUAGAAGGCCUUACCAAAGUAGUUGAUCCUUCCCAGCUAACUCCUGAGUUUGACGGCUGCCUGGAAUACAACCAUGAGGAAUGGAUAGAAAUCCGAGUAGCUUUCGAGGAGUACAUUAGCAAUGCAGCCCAUAUGCUGUCACGGCUAGAGGAACUUCAGGAUGUUCUUGCAAAAAAGGAGUUGCCUCAGGACCUAGAGGGGGCUCGGAACAUGAUCGACGAGCACUCUCAGCUGAAGAAGAAGGUGAUCAAGGCUCCCAUCGAGGACUUGGACUUAGAAGGGCAGAAGCUGCUUCAGCGGAUACAGAGCAGCGACAGUUUCCCGAAAAAGAACUCAGGCUCGGGCAACGCGGACCUGCAGAACCUCCUACCCAAGGUGUCCACCAUGCUGGACAGACUGCACUCCACGCGGCAGCACCUGCACCAGAUGUGGCACGUGAGGAAACUGAAGCUGGACCAGUGCUUCCAGCUGCGGCUGUUCGAACAGGAUGCUGAGAAGAUGUUUGACUGGAUCACUCACAACAAAGGCCUGUUUCUGAACAGCUACACGGAGAUCGGGACCAGCCACCCGCACGCCAUGGAACUUCAGACGCAGCACAAUCAUUUCGCCAUGAACUGUAUGAACGUGUAUGUAAAUAUAAACCGCAUAAUGUCAGUGGCCAAUCGCCUGGUGGAGUCGGGCCACUACGCCUCUCAGCAGAUUAAGCAGAUUGCAAACCAGCUGGAACAGGAGUGGAAGGCGUUCGCAGCAGCCUUGGACGAGCGCAGCACCUUGUUGGACAUGUCCUCCAUCUUUCACCAGAAGGCUGAGAAGUAUAUGAGCAAUGUGGACUCAUGGUGUAAGGCCUGUGGUGAAGUAGACCUUCCCUCGGAGCUGCAGGACCUGGAAGAUGCCAUUCAUCAUCACCAGGGCAUCUAUGAGCACAUCACCCUCGCCUACUCGGAGGUGAGCCAGGAUGGGAAGUCCCUCCUUGAUAAGCUCCAGCGCCCCCUGACCCCUGGCAGCUCCGACUCCCUCACGGCCUCCGCCAACUACUCCAAGGCUGUGCACCACGUCUUGGAUGUCAUCCACGAGGUCCUGCACCACCAGCGCCAGCUCGAGAACAUCUGGCAGCACCGCAAGGUUCGGCUCCACCAGAGGCUGCAGCUCUGUGUCUUCCAGCAGGAUGUUCAGCAGGUGCUGGACUGGAUAGAGAACCAUGGAGAAGCAUUUCUGAGCAAACACACGGGAGUGGGCAAAUCCCUUCACCGGGCCAGAGCUUUGCAGAAACGCCACGAGGACUUUGAGGAAGUCGCCCAGAACACGUACACAAACGCAGAUAAACUGCUAGAAGCAGCGGAGCAGCUGGCUCAGACUGGGGAAUGUGACCCCGAAGAGAUUUAUCAGGCUGCCCAUCAGCUUGAAGACCGGAUACAAGAUUUUGUUCGGCGAGUUGAACAACGGAAGAUCCUGCUGGACAUGUCUGUGUCAUUUCACACGCACGUAAAAGAGGUAAGGCAUCAUACAAUGACAAAAUGUAGUCGGCUUGACAGGGUCUUUGGACUUGUUGGAAAGAAUCUGAAUGUGCUCAUAAUGAGAGACAUUGGCCAGAAGGUGGCAGGAUCCCGUCUCCCUCUCCACCCGCGCAGGGACUCCGCCAUCUCCAGUAACAAGACCCCGCACAACAGCUCCAUCAACCACAUUGAGACGGUGCUGCAGCAGCUGGACGAGGCUCAGUCCCAGAUGGAGGAGCUCUUCCAGGAGCGCAAGAUUAAGCUGGAGCUCUUCCUACAGCUACGCAUAUUCGAGCGGGAUGCCAUCGACAUCAUUUCGGACCUUGAGUCGUGGAAUGAUGAGCUUUCGCAGCAAAUGAAUGACUUCGACACAGAGGAUCUGACGAUUGCAGAACAGCGCCUGCAGCACCACGCGGACAAAGCCCUGACCAUGAAUAACUUGACUUUCGACGUCAUCCACCAAGGGCAGGAUCUUCUGCAGUAUGUCAAUGAGGUCCAGGCCUCCGGUGUGGAGCUGCUUUGUGACAGAGAUGUGGACAUGGCCACUCGCGUUCAGGACCUCCUGGAGUUUCUUCAUGAGAAGCAGCAGGAGUUGGAUUUGGCCGCUGAGCAGCAUCGGAAACACUUGGAGCAGUGUGUACAGUUGCGCCACCUGCAGGCGGAAGUGAAGCAGGUGCUGGGCUGGAUCCGAAACGGAGAGUCCAUGCUAAACGCUGGGCUCAUCACGGCCAGCUCGCUGCAGGAGGCAGAGCAGCUGCAGAGAGAACACGAGCAGUUCCAGCAUGCGAUCGAGAAAACGCACCAGAGCGCGCUGCAGGUACAGCAGAAGGCCGAGGCCAUGCUGCAGGCCAACCACUACGACAUGGACAUGAUCCGGGACUGUGCAGAGAAGGUCGCCUCACACUGGCAGCAGCUCAUGCUGAAGAUGGAAGAUCGCCUCAAACUUGUCAAUGCCUCUGUUGCCUUCUACAAGACUUCUGAGCAGGUCUGCAGUGUUCUGGAGAGCCUGGAACAGGAGUACAAGAGAGAAGAGGACUGGUGUGGUGGAGCCGACAAGCUGGGCCCCAAUUCUGAGACUGACCACGUCACCCCCAUGAUUAGCAAGCACCUUGAACAAAAGGAAGCCUUUCUGAAGGCUUGCACACUGGCCAGGAGGAAUGCAGACGUCUUCCUAAAGUACCUACACAGGAACAGCGUGAGCAUGCCGGGGAUGGUGACACACACCAAAGCUCCGGAACAGCAAGUCAAAAAUAUCUUGAAUGAACUCUUCCAGCGGGAAAACAGGGUAUUGCAUUAUUGGACCAUGAGGAAAAGGCGGCUGGACCAGUGUCAGCAGUACGUGGUCUUCGAGAGGAGCGCCAAGCAGGCAUUAGAGUGGAUCCACGACAAUGGGGAGUUCUACCUUUCCACACAUACCUCAACAGGGUCCAGCAUCCAGCACACGCAGGAGCUGUUGAAAGAACACGAGGAGUUUCAGAUAACUGCCAAGCAAACCAAAGAGAGGGUGAAGCUAUUGAUACAGCUGGCCGAUGGCUUUUGUGAAAAAGGGCAUGCCCAUGCAGCAGAAAUUAAAAAAUGUGUGACCGCAGUGGAUAAGCGGUACAGAGAUUUCUCUCUGCGCAUGGAGAAGUACCGGACCUCUUUGGAGAAAGCCCUGGGGAUUUCUUCAGAUUCCAACAAAUCGAGUAAAAGCCUGCAGUUGGACAUCAUCCCUGCCAGUAUCCCCGGGUCAGAGGUGAAACUUCGGGAUGCUGCCCACGAGCUCAAUGAAGAGAAACGGAAGUCUGCCCGCAGGAAAGAGUUCAUCAUGGCUGAACUAAUUCAAACGGAAAAGGCUUAUGUCAGAGACCUUCGAGAGUGCAUGGAUACCUACCUGUGGGAAAUGACCAGCGGAGUGGAGGAGAUCCCACCAGGCAUUGUCAACAAGGAGCUCAUCAUCUUCGGGAACAUGCAGGAAAUCUACGAGUUCCACAACAACAUCUUCCUGAAGGAGCUGGAGAAGUACGAGCAGCUCCCAGAGGACGUGGGACACUGCUUCGUCACCUGGGCAGACAAGUUUCAGAUGUAUGUCACAUACUGCAAAAAUAAACCUGAUUCUACACAGCUGAUACUAGAACACGCAGGGUCUUACUUUGACGAGAUCCAGCAGCGGCAUGGGUUAGCCAAUUCCAUCUCUUCCUACCUGAUCAAACCAGUUCAGCGGAUAACGAAGUAUCAGCUCCUUUUAAAGGAGCUGCUCACGUGCUGUGAGGAGGGAAAGGGGGAGAUCAAAGAUGGCCUGGAGGUGAUGCUCAGCGUGCCCAAGCGAGCCAAUGACGCCAUGCACCUCAGCAUGCUGGAAGGUAACCGCAAACACCGCACCCCCAUGCACAGCACACACAUCCUGCUGAUGGAACUGCACUACAAUCUCCAGAAGUGCUCAACCUCAGAGUUGGGUGUCACAGAACAUGUUGAAGGAGAUCCUUGCAAAUUUGCACUGUGGGUGGGGAGGACGCCAACUUCAGAUAAUAAAAUUGUCCUUAAGGCAUCCAGUAUCGAGAACAAGCAGGACUGGAUAAAGCACAUCCGUGAGGUGAUCCAGGAGAGGACGGUGCACCUGAGAGGAGCCCUGAAGGAGCCCAUCCACAUCCCCAAAACAGCUCCGGCAGCAAGGCAGAAGGGGAGGAGGGACGGAGAGGACCUGGACAGCCAAGGGGAUGGCAGCAGCCAGCCCGACACCAUUUCUAUCGCCUCCAGGACAUCUCAGAACACACUGGACAGUGAUAAGCUUUCUGGUGGCUGUGAGCUGACGGUAGUGAUCCAUGACUUCACAGCCUGCAACAGCAAUGAGCUGACCAUUCGGCGUGGCCAGACAGUGGAGGUCCUGGAACGGCCUCACGACAAGCCCGACUGGUGUCUGGUGCGAACCACUGACAGGUCCCCUGCAGCAGAGGGCCUUGUGCCCUGUGGCUCACUGUGCAUCGCCCACUCCCGAAGUAGCAUGGAGAUGGAGGGCAUCUUCAACCACAAAGACUCACUGUCGGUCUCCAGUAAUGAUGCCAGCCCACCGGCCUCUGUGGCUUCCCUUCAGCCCCACAUGAUCGGAGCACAGAGUUCACCAGGUCCCAAGCGGCCCGGCAACACCCUGCGCAAGUGGCUCACAAGCCCCGUGCGACGGCUCAGCAGCGGUAAGGCCGAUGGGCAUGCGAAGAAGCUGGCUCACAAGCACAAGAAGAGCCGGGAGGUCCGGAAGAGCGCGGAUGCUGGAUCGCAGAAGGAUUCGGAUGACAGUGCUGCCACUCCGCAGGAUGAGACCAUCGAAGAGAGAGGACGGAACGAGGGUCUCAGCAGUGGUACGCUGUCCAAGUCUUCGUCCUCGGGCAUGCAGAGCUGCGGAGAAGAAGAAGGCGAGGAGGGCGCUGACGCUGUACCACUGCCUCCGCCCAUGGCCAUUCAGCAGCACAGCCUCCUUCAGCCGGACUCGCAGGAUGACAAGGCCUCUUCGAGGUUAUUAGUCCGCCCCACCAGCUCUGAGACUCCCAGCGCAGCUGAGCUCGUCAGUGCGAUUGAAGAACUCGUGAAAAGCAAAAUGGCGCUGGAGGAUCGUCCCAGCUCACUGCUCGUCGACCAGGGAGACAGUAGCAGCCCAUCCUUCAAUCCCUCAGACAAUUCCCUCCUCUCAUCCUCCUCACCCAUUGAUGAGAUGGAAGAAAGAAAAUGCAGCUCUCUGAAGAGAAGGCACUAUGUUUUGCAAGAGUUAGUGGAGACAGAGCGAGACUACGUGAGGGACCUUGGCUGUGUGGUUGAGGGCUACAUGGCACUUAUGAAGGAAGACGGCGUUCCUGAUGACAUGAAGGGAAAAGACAAGAUCGUGUUUGGCAACAUCCAUCAGAUUUAUGACUGGCACAGAGACUUUUUUUUAGGAGAGUUGGAGAAGUGCCUUGAAGAUCCAGAAAAACUCGGAUCCCUUUUUGUAAAGCAUGAGAGACGAUUGCACAUGUACAUAGUUUAUUGUCAAAAUAAACCAAAGUCUGAGCACAUUGUGUCCGAGUACAUCGACACCUUUUUUGAGGACUUAAAGCAGCGCCUGGGCCACAGACUGCAGCUCACUGAUCUGUUGAUCAAACCUGUGCAGAGAAUCAUGAAGUACCAGCUGCUCCUGAAGGACUUCCUCAAGUACUCAAAAAAAGCUAGCCUGGACACAUCCGAAUUAGAGAAAGCUGUAGAAGUCAUGUGCAUCGUGCCGAAGCGCUGUAAUGACAUGAUGAACGUCGGGCGGCUGCAGGGAUUUGACGGUAAAAUUGUUGCCCAGGGUAAACUGCUCUUACAGGACACAUUCCUGGUCACAGACCAAGAUGCAGGACUUCUGCCUCGAUGCAAAGAGAGGCGAGUUUUCCUUUUUGAACAGAUCGUCAUAUUCAGCGAACCACUUGAUAAAAAAAAGGGCUUUUCCAUGCCAGGAUUUCUGUUCAAGAACAGUAUCAAGGUGAGUUGCCUCUGCCUGGAGGAAAAUGUGGAGAGCGACCCCUGUAAGUUUGCCCUGACGUCCAGGACGGGCGAUGCCGUGGAGACCUUCGUUUUGCAUUCAUCCAGUCCAAGCGUCCGGCAAACGUGGAUCCAUGAGAUCAACCAAAUCUUAGAAAACCAGCGCAACUUUUUAAACGCCUUGACAUCACCCAUCGAGUACCAGAGGAACCAUAGCGGGGGCGGCGGCAGUGGCAGCGGGGGCAGCAGCGGCGGGGGCGGGGGCAGCGGCGGCAGCGGGGCCUCCAGUGGAGGCAGCAGCAGCCAUGGCAGUGGCCCCAGCAGCUGUAGCAGUGGCCCCAGCUCGAGCAGGAGCAGGCCCUCCAGGAUCCCACAGCCUGUCAGACACCACCCCCCCAUGCUGGUCUCCUCUGCAGCCUCAAGCCAGGCAGAGGCAGACAAGAUAUCAGGUAUGUCUGCUCCCAGCCCCUCACUGCCUACCCCCAGCAGCAGCCUGGCCCUUGAGGUCAGCCUUGGCCAGCCCAGCAGGCUCCCCCUGAGUGGAGACUCCGAAGGUCAUGAGCGAGAAACAGAACCCAUUCCCAAGAUGAAGGUGAUGGAGAGCCCCCGGAAGGCCCCGGGGAGUACUUCCGGUACAAGCCAAGACGGAAACACCAAGGAUGCCCGGGGGAACCUGGGCUCACUGCCUCUGGGCAAGACUAGGCCUGGGCCCAUCUCGCCGCUGAACUCUCCUCUCUCCACUACGUUCCCUUCUCCUUUUGGCAAGGAGGCCCUUCCUCCCAGCAGCCCCCUGCAGAAGGGGGGCUCCUUCUGGAGCUCCAUUCCUGCUUCCCCUGCCAGCCGGCCAAGCUCCUUCACCUUCCCGGGGGACAGUGACUCCCUCCAGCGACAGACGCACCGCCAUGCUGCCCCCCACAAGGACACAGACCGCAUGAGCACGUGCUCCUCGGCCAGCGAGCAGUCCGUGCAGUCCACUCAGAGCAACGGGAGUGAAGGCAGCAGCAGUAGCAACAUCUCCACCAUGCUGGUGACACACGAGUACACGGCAGUGAAGGAGGAUGAGAUAAACGUCUAUCAAGGAGAGGUCGUUCAAAUUCUGGCCAGCAACCAGCAGAACAUGUUUCUGGUGUUCCGAGCCGCCACUGACCAGUGCCCUGCAGCCGAGGGCUGGAUUCCGGGCUUCGUCUUGGGCCAUACGAGUGCAGUUAUCAUGGAGAACCCCGACGGGACUCUCAAGAAGUCAACAUCUUGGCACACAGCACUCCGUUUAAGGAAGAAGUCUGAGAAGAAAGAAAAAGACGGCAAAAGGGACGGCAAGUUGGAGAAUGGGUACAGGAAGCCACGAGAAGGGCUCAGUAACAAGGUCUCUGUGAAGCUUCUCAACCCCAACUAUAUUUAUGACGUUCCCCCAGAAUUUGUUAUCCCAUUGAGUGAGGUCACAUGCGAGACAGGGGAGACCGUUGUUUUUAGAUGUCGUGUCUGUGGCCGCCCCAAGGCCUCAAUCACCUGGAAGGGCCCCGAACACAACACUUUGAACAACGACGACCACUACAGCAUCUCCUACAGUGACGUUGGGGAGGCCACUCUGAAGAUCGUCGGUGUGAGCACAGAAGAUGAUGGUAUCUACACCUGCAUCGCUGUGAAUGACAUGGGUUCAGCCUCGUCUUCUGCCAGUCUGAGGGUUCUAGGUCCAGGGAGUGACGGGAUCGUGGUGACUUGGAAGGGUAACUUCGACGCCUUCUACAGUGAGGUGGCUGAGCUUGGCAGGGGCAGGUUUGCUGUAGUCAAGAAAUGUGACCAGAAGGGAACCAAACGAGCAGUGGCCACAAAGUUUGUGAACAAGAAGUUGAUGAAGCGUGACCAGGUCACUCACGAGCUUAGCAUCCUGCAGAACCUCCAGCACCCCCUCCUCGUGAGCCUUCUUGACACCUUCGAGACCCCCACCAGUUACGUCCUGGUUCUGGAAAUAGCCGACCAGGGCCGCCUCCUCGACUGUGUGGUCCGGUGGGGAAGCCUCACCGAAGGGAAGGUCAGAGCGCACCUGGGGGAAGUUCUGGAAGCUGUCCGAUACCUUCACAACUGCCGGAUAGCACACCUGGACCUAAAGCCUGAGAAUAUCUUGGUGGAUCAGAGUUUGGCCAAGCCAACCAUUAAACUGACUGACUUCGGAGACGCUGUCCAGCUCAACACCACCUACUACAUCCACCAGUUGCUGGGGAACCCCGAGUUUGCAGCCCCAGAAAUCAUUCUCGGGAACCCUGUCUCCCUGACCGCGGACACAUGGAGUGUUGGGGUGCUCACCUACGUGCUGCUCAGCGGCGUGUCCCCCUUCCUGGAUGACAGCGUGGAAGAGACCUGCCUGAAUAUUUGCCGGCUGGACUUUAGCUUCCCAGAGGACUACUUUCAAGGAGUUAGCCAGAAGGCCAAAGAAUUCGUGUGCUUCCUCCUGCAGGAGGACCCCGCCAAGCGUCCCUCGGCUGCACUGGCCCUGCAGGAACAGUGGCUGCAGGCAGGCAACGGCAGCGGCAAAGGCACGGGCGUCCUCGACACGUCCAGACUGACCUCCUUCAUUGAGCGGCGCAAACACCAGAAUGAUGUUCGACCUAUCCGUAGCAUUAAAAACUUCUUACAGAGCAGGCUUCUGCCUAGAGUUUGACCUAUCUUGAAGUUCUUUCUCAUUCUCUUUCACCUGCCAAUCAGCUGUUAAUUUGAAUUUUUGAAGAGGAAACCAAACCAAAACUUAAGUGGCCGGCCGCCGGCUGUUCAUCGUGUGAAAUGGCAUUCCAAGUGAACUGUGCUCAGCAGCGCUUGGGCUCAGAGCUGCAAGGUGCGCUGGGGUGGAGGACCUUCAGUUACACUGCACGGGCAGAGACCGCAUUGCUGGAUCACAGUAUUUUAUUCAGGUUCCUGCAAAAAAAAAAAAUAAUAAUAAUAAUAAUAAAGAGAUACUUUUUUUUAAAUGAACUUGGAUAGAAUUUUGCAAAUUUAACAUUUUCAAGAUUUAUUCAAAGAAACACAUGCCUAUGUUCAAACCACUGGUAUUACACAGAACUGAGAUACUGUGCAUUUCUGGGAAAGACUCGCCAGGUGGCAGCCACUCCCGUGGGCUCAGCCAGAGCUUGGUGUUCACCUGGCACUGAGCUUUUCCAGCUGCCUCGUCUGGGUACAUUCUGCCAGACACCAGACUUGGCUUCUGAGAUGUGUGUUCAACCUCAAUCUUUUGCAUAAAAUAUAAUGAAUGGUUUUGCUCUGAUGAAAUGUAGGCCUUACUUGUACAUAAGACUCUUCCUGCCUUUUGUCUGGCAAUCCCCCACCCCCUCCCUUCCUACCCACCGCCUGGGCCUUCCUCUCGGGGGGUCUGAUGGGGUCUGUCCAUCCAGUGGAAACUUGAGGCUGGGUCCAGCCCCACUGGCCCCUCCCCAUCCCCACCACCCCAAACCGUCAAUCAGAUUGUUGAACGGUAUACAGUCAGAUGAAAAUACUGUAAAUGCACUCAUAGGGGUUUUUUUGUUUUUGUUUUGUUUUUAUUUUAUACCAUGUGCAAUGUUGUGGCUUUAACAUUUUCUGCAACUAUUUAUGAAGACUUCUGUUAUACGUGUAAUAAAUAUAUAGAAAAAGCACAUACUUCGCAAGUGAGCUUUAUGGUUCUGUGUGUGUUGGGGGUGGGUCGUAGCCCUGUGCCAUCUGUCAAGGACACUUAACUCUUCGUGAAAUUUGUCAGUUUUGAGGACUGUAAAAAGUGAUUUCAUACUCUGAAUAUAAAACUGGAUAAUAGGGUAAUGUUUUAAAUUUUAUUAUGCUAUUAUUCAGAAUGCCAAAGUAUUAUUUUUUCCCAGAAUCAGUCUGAACAUUUACUACUUUUUAGACUUUUUGACAUUCAACUUUCUGUAUAAAAAUUGGCUGGAUUUUAAGCUUUUGGUAAGAAAGCCAAUUAAGUACUGGCCACCCUGAGGCGGUACGCAGUGCCGGAGCCACUGUGGAGGAGCUGGCGCUGGUGUGGGAAGUCCUUCAACACAAGAAGUUGGAUUUCUGGCAAGCUUGGAUUUUUCUGGAUGUCUUUUUAUCUUUAUUGUGUGAAAUACACUUAAAAAAAAGAGACCAGCUUGCUUCCCAAGCCAGACAGACAUCUGGGUCGUGAGCCAUAAACUGGCAUAAUUAAGGACCUUUGCAGUUUCCGGUGUAUUUUAUUUAUUCUUCUGUUGGGUUUUUUGUUUGUUUGUUUGUUUGUUUCUUGUAAAAUUGUACAGAAACUUUUUAAGAGAAAUUGGAUUCAAAAACUGGAUGUGUAUCUGUAACCUCAUAACUUUUAUUUGUGUACUGUUUUCUUUGAGUAUUUCAGUUAAAACUUUUACAUUAUUUUUUUGCAUGUAUAUUUCUUUGUACAGAGACCGUACAUGUUUACACAGUAUGAUGUGAUGUAAAUAUUUUAUUUUGCCAUCAGUUAUUUUAAAAAAUUAAACAUAUUUGCCUGA
This is a messenger RNA of Mus pahari (shrew mouse), 11204 nucleotides long. It is a transcript of the gene Trio, whose product is annotated as trio Rho guanine nucleotide exchange factor. Lineage: Eukaryota; Metazoa; Chordata; Mammalia; Rodentia; Muridae. The transcript is spliced from 56 exons. Gene Ontology annotation, biological process: protein phosphorylation. The record is from RefSeq and is a predicted model, not a curated record. Gene Ontology annotation, cellular component: cytoplasm. The coding region runs from base 221 to 9388 and encodes 3055 amino acids. Gene Ontology annotation, molecular function: protein binding; guanyl-nucleotide exchange factor activity; protein kinase activity.